Molecule: messenger RNA, 2892 nt
Organism: Porites lobata
Lineage: Eukaryota; Metazoa; Cnidaria; Anthozoa; Scleractinia; Poritidae
Source: the annotation of a GenBank genome assembly
AUGCCGCCUGUAAUCGGAAAAAAAGACGAGGAUCUCAGCAGUGACGAAAAAUACGAGGAGGAGAGCUUUCGAACCAAACAACUCUUUUUAUUUGCUUGGCAAAUAGCUAAAGGAAUGGUAAUUACUAUAUGAUUAUUUUCUGAGCGACGUUGCUUCGAUUCAGUUUCUGUUUUCAUCAUUCAAAGAUCGGUUUCAGACUAUUUCACAAGCAAGAAAUAAAGGACAAAUGGGUUAAUUUUCUAGAUGAAGAAUGAUUUGAUUUUUUUCAUUAGAAUGUCAAAUUAGUUUUAGUUGAUCGAACCAAAUUUGGCAUGUUUCGUAUAAUCUUGAAUCAGCCGUUCAGAUCAGUUCAGUUCAGUAUUUUUCCUUUAAUUUUUUGCCCGUAAUUUUCUCGCCUUCACCCAUGCCUGUUCAGGCAGUAAUAGCCCGUAGCUGAAGUAUUAUGGUACUUAUUUUCAUUUUUUCUCCUUCCUUUUUAAAAUUAGAAUCAUCUCGCUGAAAACAGUCUUGUUCACAGAGACCUUGCUUCCCGUAAUGUUCUUGUUGGCCAUGACAACCAAAUCAAAGUGUCAGACUUUGGGUUGAUGAGACAAAUCUAUGAAGAUGUGAGCAGCUCAGCGAAGUCCAAAAAACUUCCUGUGAAAUGGAUGGCCCCAGAAUCACUCUAUCAAGGCCUUUACACUACCAAAAGUGAUGUGUACGUAUAAAAGAUUCCCACUCUUUUAAACAUAUUUCGAUACAUUGCUGCUCAGAAAACCUCAGCUACCCUAAAAAUCGUGAUCAGUGAGUUUAAUUCAAACCGAUCUAGAAUUCCAGUGGUUAAUAUAGUGGGUAAUUUCGUACUUGUCAGCGCAAUUUUGACUCAGGACUAUAUAUAGUUUUCACAUUCAAUAGCGAGAGCGGGGUCGGUUGAAUUCUUAAAUCAGAGUGUAUGUAAAGAUCACUUAGAAGCUUUUCUUUGCCAGGAAAAGUUUACGAAUAUGCGACAGACGCGUCACGUAAACUGGUAUUGAUUUCCCUACUCUAUUAACCUUGUUAGGCCAUUUACUAAGGGCUUCGAGCACCUGAGGCCUGGGGCCCGUUUCUCGAAAGUCCCGGUAACUUUUCGGGCCCGAAAUCAAAUUUUCAAAUCGAAAAGAAGAAAAGCGCGGGUUCUGGCUAGCAAACUACUCCAUUGUGUUUCAUUAACUGAUAGUUUUAUCAUGCUAGAUGAAAAACUAUUGAAACCACUACCUUGCAUGUAAACAACAACAGCUUUACGGGCCCGUUGAUUAUCGGGACUUUCGAGAAACGGGCCCCUGGAGUCAUAGGGUUCAGUCACGCGCGAAGGCACGAAAAAGUGGAGGCACGCCCUUUUCCCCUUAAGUUCAUCAAGUAAAAAGAAGAGAAGAAAAAUUUAUAGUGUUUAUGCAGUGGAUAUAUUUAUGGCCUUUGUGCUUUUCUCUAUAGUUGGUCUUUCGGUGUUGUUCUUUGGGAGAUGGCUACAUUGGGUGAGUAGACCGUCACUCACUGAUUAUGUUACCUUCCAAGGGGAGUGACAUCCCAACAACUCUCCUCACUAUUACCGCGGGGGAUAUGACUUGAAGUGCAACUGAUAUGAGAGGACGACACUGGGACUCUUAAUAGGCUGAUACCUGAUGAGUUUUAUAUGUGCCAAGCCAGCAGGCUUUUUUGUUUUGAACGAAGCUCUUGUCUGAAAUCAUAAGUGAUAAUCGGCAUCAAAUAUGCACGUACUAGUUGUUUCCCAGAAAGAGGAGCCUUAUUAUUAAGCACCCUGCUUUCUUUCUUUCUUUCGUUCUUUCGUACACUUAAAUACAACUCUGACCCCUAUUCAAUCACUAUUCUUUUGCAAAACUGUAUUAUUGAGUGCGGAGGAAUGAAGAGUCGUCGGCGUUGACAUUUCCAGUAGAAAACUGUCCAGGGGAGUGAGCCCUGUUUUCAAAAUAACAACAUGUAUAUUUUUUCUUUCGCACAAAGUGAUCAGGAGGCGUACCAUACCCCGCGCUGGCCAACUCAGAGUUGUAUCGACUGCUUGACACUGGUUAUCGCAUGGAAAGGCCUGACAUGUGCUCCGAUAGAUAGAUUCGAUUUUUCCGUGCGUCUUUUUAGCUAUAAAUAGCGAUAAACGUUGUAGAAGACAACUCGGUCGGCGAUUUUGACGUUUUUUUCGAUCAAAUUGAUUACUGAACAGACGGACGGCAAAAUCUUAGCUUAAAUAUUUGUUUCAUACAGCAAUAUGAUAGUGUUAAGACUUUAACAGAGAUCGACUGCAAGGAUUUUUUUCUCCAUGUUCGAUAUUUCCUUAUGGUAAUUGAUUAAAACUAGGUAUUUUUCUCUUACCUGGUAACAGCUUUAUUAGCAAAAUUUGGCGAUGUUGGCUAAGUCUUUCAACUUGGAAAACUUUAAACAACAUUUCCAGCAAACCAUUCCAAAACCAUCCGCCACACGAGGGUCCCAACGCUGUCGUAUUUUCUCUCGCGUGCCGCUCGCGUGUGUACUUCUCACGAGAUCGCCCUAAGUGGAGAGCUUUCUCGCAAGCUAGGCAAGAAACCGACAAGCCUAAUGAUCCGGCGUGAGUGGCUGCCAGCUGGUUUAAAGGAAAAACUAUUCUACUAAAUCGGGGUGUCUUACGUCAAAUAGAAACGGUUUCUAUGUAUGUAAUAAUGGAUUGGAACUCUGACUAACUUAAACUGUUGCAUUCUUUUUAUUCAUAACAGAUAUGAGCUGAUGACUGACUGUUGGAAGGAGGAACUUCGCUCUCGUCCCAGUUUCUUUCAGCUGAUCGAAAGACUGGAGGUGAUAAUGCAGAGGGAUGCACCAUACUUGGAUCUAAACAAACAUAAUGAAGGUCAUCCGUAUUACAACGUUCCCCCUGAAGCUAGUGGUGAUUAA